AUGACCGAGAAUUACGAUAUAUUCCGGGAAUGUCUGUCCAAUGCCAUCGUGGCACGAUCAGAAACACCCAAAGUCAAACGCAAAAAAGGCAAACGAAAUGAGCCCACCGCUCAAGCUCCAAUUCCAGCUCCAGAGCGAGUAGACCCGGAAGAGCUCGCCGAAUUUGUCGAUUUCCUUGCCUCAGAAGCAUUCACCACUUUCCCCGAAGCUCUCCAAACCCUCACCUACGCAGCCCUACAACACGACCCAUCUCUCUCCAUCUACGUCGCACAAGACAACGACACACCCCUCCCCCGCCAAACCCUUGAAACAAUCUGCUCCCCCAUCCCCGUCAGCGUCUCUGACUCACUGACAGUCUACGGCAUAAUUCCCGACGCAGCAGACCUUUUGGACUUCCUAUCCCCCGUGCUCACGGAAUACACGAGCAGUGUAACAACCGGACCGCCCGUGUGGGCGAGCACACGCGCAGAUGCCUGUGAGAUCUGCGAGCGGGACUGGAUACCGCUUUCUUAUCACCAUUUGAUUCCGAGGGGCGUUCAUGCGAAGGUUCUAAAGAGGGGUUGGCAUGAUGAGUGGACGCUGAAUAGCGUUGCUUGGCUUUGUCGGGCGUGUCAUAGUUUCGUGCAUCGCAUGGCGAGCAAUGAGGAGCUUGCGAGGCAGUGGUAUACGGUUGAGAAGAUCUGUGAGAGAGAUGAUGUUAUGGAUUGGGCGAAGUGGGUUGGGAGAGUGAGGUGGAAGGCGAAAUAG
Penicillium brevicompactum is the source of this 747-nucleotide messenger RNA. RefSeq names its product HNH endonuclease. NCBI's taxonomy places the organism in Eukaryota, Fungi, Ascomycota, Eurotiomycetes, Eurotiales, Aspergillaceae. The record is from RefSeq and is a predicted model, not a curated record. Bases 1 to 747 code for a protein of 248 amino acids. The transcript is spliced from 2 exons.